AUGACUGUUGAUCACAAAUCUGCGCCGGCCGAGUUGUGGAGGCAUCCGAACCCUUCCUCAACUCGGAUGUACAAGUUUCUAGAGCAUGUGAGGUCUAAGUAUAACAUUGACAUCAAGGACUACCCAGACUUAUAUCAAUGGUCUAUUGAGAACAUCUCGGACUUCUGGGAAGAAGUAUGGCAUUUCUGCGGCAUCAAAGCGUCCAAACCUUACUCUUGCGUCUUACCAGAGAAUGUGUCUAUGUUCCCUAGGCCGGAUUUCUUCUCGGGGGCCCGCUUAAAUUUCGCGGAGAACAUCCUGUUCCCGGAGAAAGCAGACGUUACAGAAUCUUCAGUAGCUCUUAUAACCGCCACUGAAGUUGAAGGACAACUCGUUUCGACGACAUGGGCCGAGCUACGGGAGGCAGUUCGCCAAUGCUCCAAUGCCCUAAGGGCCGUCGGUCUGAAACCCAGAGACGUAGUUGCUGGGUUUGUCUCCAAUCACAUGCAGGCCCUCGUGGCAAUGCUAUCAGCAACCGCGAUUGGAGCCGUAUGGACAGGAAUCAGUCCUGAUAAUGGCGUGAGUGCCGUACUGGAUAGAUUGGUUCAGAUUGAACCCAGAAUACUCUUUGCGGAUAACGGCUCCGUUUAUAAUGGUAAAUCGUGGUCUAGCAUAGAUAAGACAUCGAAAAUCGUCGAUGAGCUCAAGUCUAAAGGCCUAGAACUUGUCGUCGUGAUAAGUAACACCCCAGAUUCCGGCUUAGGACUGGAUAGUUUAGGCACGAAAGGGGUUGUGGCCAAGGAGUAUGAAAGCUUUUUGAAGAGUGGUGAUGACACCCCUCUAAGAUUUGAACAACUCCCGCCGUCUCACCCGCUAUAUGUCCUGUACUCCAGCGGCACGACCGGCCUUCCGAAGGCCAUAGUUCACACGGCAAUAGGCACGCUGAUUCAACAUAAAAAGGAGCACUUUCUUCACUGCUCGAUGGACUCAGCUUCAAGAAUGCUCUACUAUACCACUACGUCCUGGAUGAUGUGGCAUUGGAGCAUAUCGGCUCUUGCUUGCGGCACCACUUUGAUUCUAUAUUCCGGCUCGCCCUUCAAACCACACGGGUUCCUUUCGCUUCCCAAGCUCCUCUCCUCGUUACGAGUAACUCACUUCGGCACCUCGGCCGCUUAUCUCACAGCACUAGAAACUAAUGGCAUCUAUCCUGCUCAGUCGCUUGAUCUUUCACCUCUACAAGCAAUCUACUCUACAGCCUCGCCCUUGCCACCCUCGACUUUCUCUUUUGUCUAUGAGGCAUUUCCUGCUCAUAUCAACCUAGCUUCUAUUACUGGUGGGACAGAUAUAAUUUCUUUGUUCGGGGCUCCGUGUCCCUUGCUUCCUGUCUAUGUUGGCGAGAUUCAGUGUGCAGGCCUCGGGAUGGCGAUUGGCGUCGUGGACUCUAUUAGCGGCACUCCGACACCCGGCGAAGACGGGGAAUUGGUGUGUACGAAACCGUUCCCUUGCCAACCUCUAACCUUCUGGGGGGCCAAUGGCGAAGCCAAGUAUCGUGCUAGUUAUUUUGAACGUUUCGAUGGCAUAUGGCAUCACGGCGACUUUGUACGGAUCGACACACACACGGGUGGCUUGACUAUGUUGGGACGUAGCGAUGGCGUCCUCAAACCAGCAGGCGUGAGAUUCGGCAGUGCAGAGAUAUAUAACGUGCUGACGAAGUUCUUCGGAAGCGAAGUCGAAGAUGCGGUCUGCGUUGGCCGAAGACGAGAAACGGAUCGCGAUGAGACGGUCUGCUUGUUCGUCCUCAUGGCCGAGGGGAAGAAAUUCUCCCCUGAGCUCCGCGAGAGGAUCACGAGUGCCAUUCGGAAGGAACUAAGCCCACGACAUGUUCCUACUGUGGUAGAAGAGUGCGGAGGGGGUAUUCCAAAAACUGGAAACGGGAAGAAGAUCGAGGUCGCAGUCAAACAGAUCCUAUCCGGCAUCAAUAUCAAGACGAAUGCCAGCGUUGCAAAUCCCGAAUCUCUAGUUUGGUUCAAAGAAUGGGCAGCCACGCACGAGUAA
Annulohypoxylon truncatum is the source of this 2034-nucleotide messenger RNA. RefSeq names its product acetoacetate-CoA ligase. Gene Ontology annotation, cellular component: cytosol. The transcript has 4 exons. Gene Ontology annotation, molecular function: acetoacetate-CoA ligase activity. Bases 1 to 2034 code for a protein of 677 amino acids. The record is from RefSeq and is a predicted model, not a curated record. Gene Ontology annotation, biological process: lipid metabolic process. Lineage: Eukaryota; Fungi; Ascomycota; Sordariomycetes; Xylariales; Hypoxylaceae.